AUGUUCUAUUUAUUAUUGAGUAUUUUAAUGAUAUUUUCAAAAUCAAUUAUUUUUUGCACAACUCGAAAACCUGAAAAAUCCGAAUCAGAAGUCAAAAAACUCGAAUCCAAAAGUUCCUUGACGCCCGUGAUUUGUCAGAAAAAAUCGAGUGAUAUAGAGAAUACGGUAGACAAAGUGAAAAGCUUGGAAAAGGUUUCGAAACCUGACGAAAAUGCAGAAAAUGUGGUUUAUUUGAGGUUGGCUGAUUUACCGAAACUUGACAAAUCUGUGGAGGAUCUGCAUAAUCGUAAGUGAUUGUUUUAAUCACAUAGUUAAUUAAUUAUUUAAUUUUUUGUAGCAGCAGUUCACGAUCGUGCAAUCAAAAAUGCCAUUGAAAAUACAAUAAUUGAUCCAAAACACACUACUUUUGCUGGAAAUAUUGAUGUUUUAUCGGUGAGAUUUAGAAAUUAUUAAGGGGCCGAAAAUCCACGUGGCAGAAUUUAAAAAUCAAUUUUUCAGCAGUAGUUCUCUAAAAAAGCAGGGGGAUGUUUUUUAUUUCAGAAAAUUCACCCUUGAAGAAUACGUUUCUAAAUUUCUUGAAAUUAAAUGUUCAUAAAUUGUUUUAUUGGAUUCUUAAUUCCAUAUUUUAUCUAAUUUUUAGGCCAAAAAUAACACGUGGCAAGAAUUUAAAAUUGGAAUAAAAAUUGAGCAAUUUCGAAAUUUUGAAUUUUCAAAUCUCAAAUAAUUCCAGGAAAAUGAGCGCGUGGAAAAAUCGGCAAAAUUUUUGGAAGAUUUGGAAACUGAUAUGGGAAAAAUUGAGAGUAAAGAGAAAGAGAAAGAGACAACUGAAACUGAAUUACGGGUAAUUUUUGUUUUUUUCUAAUUGAUCCUCUUAAAUUCAAAUAAUUUCAGGUCAAGGUUCGGGAGGACAAAUGUGUGAUGUUUGAGACGAAUGAAGUGCCAACUGAUGAGUUGGAAGAUUUGAAAUGUGAAAAUAAUAAUAAAUAA
Molecule: messenger RNA, 987 nt
Organism: Caenorhabditis angaria
Lineage: Eukaryota; Metazoa; Nematoda; Chromadorea; Rhabditida; Rhabditidae
Source: the annotation of a GenBank genome assembly